This is a messenger RNA of Chrysemys picta bellii (western painted turtle), 3403 nucleotides long. RefSeq names its product caveolae associated protein 2 (gene CAVIN2). Gene Ontology annotation, molecular function: protein kinase C binding. The record is from RefSeq and is a predicted model, not a curated record. NCBI's taxonomy places the organism in Eukaryota, Metazoa, Chordata, Testudines, Emydidae. Gene Ontology annotation, cellular component: cytoplasm; caveola.
GGGGGAAAGCUGGCGGGCCCAAUCCUGCUCCCGGCGAAGGCACCCCCCUCCCCAACACACACACACACACACACGGCUCCGGGAUUGGUUUCCUCGCUGGGGAGGGGACUAGGCAGCGUGUGUGUGUCGCACGAAGUUGAGCGCAGCCCGGAGUUGGCGGACUUUCGCCUCCCACUGGGUGGGGAGUGGGAGCCUUUAAGAGAGGCUGGGAGCUCGUUGGGCAGCUCGUGUCCAGCGGCGGCUGCCUGCGGGUCCCAGCGGGAUCCAGCCAGGAGCGCACCAGGAGCGCUGCAGAGGAGGCCACCAGGAGCCCUUGCUGUGCUCCCCGCCAUGGGAGAGGAUGGGGUGCAGGCCGAGCGGAGCGGCGCCCACGCUCCGCCGAGCCCCGAGGAGCAGCUGGAGCAGAGCCCCAGCCCGGAGCCCUCGGGCAGCCCCAGCCCGCUGCCUGCAGCGCCGGGAGAGGCGAUCCGGGACGGCUCGCAGGUGAACGCCAUCACCGUGCUCACCCUGCUGGACAAGCUGGUGAACAUGCUGGACUCGGUGCAGGAGAAGCAGCUCAAGAUGGAGCAGCGGCAGAUCGAGCUGGAGGGCUCAGUGAAGGGCAUCCAGGGCGACCUGAGCAAGCUGUGCAAGCACCACACCUCCACCAGCAACGCGGUCAGCAAGCUGCUGGAGAAGUCGCGCAAGGUCAGCGCGCACACCCGCGAGGUGCGGGAGCGCAUGGAGCGCCAGUGCGCGCAGGUCAAGCGGCUGGAGAACAACCACGCGCAGCUGCUGCGCCGCAACCACUUCAAAGUGCUCAUUUUCCAGGAGGAAAAUGAGAUUCCUGCCAACGUGUUUGUGAAAGAACCCGUUCCCAGUAUUACAGAAGGAAAGGAAGAGUCUGUGGAUGAGAACAAAACUCUGGAAGAAACCUUGCAUACGGUGGAGCUGUCUUCCGAUGAUGAAAUGCCUCAUGACGAAGAUGGUCUGGAUGACAGCGUAGAGGAAAAAAUGGGAGAAUCAAGAGCUGAGAAGAUAAAAAGAUCAAGCCUCAAGAAAGUGGACAGCCUCAAGAAAGCAUUUUCUCGCCAAAAUAUUGAGAAAAAGAUGAACAAGAUCAGCACAAAAAUCGUCUCAGUUGAACGACGGGAGAAGAUUAAGAAAUCGCUCACUCCACAUCAUCAGAAAUCCUCCUCCUCAAAAAGCUCCUCUUUCAAAGCGUCUCCCCUCCCAUUGAACGUGAAGAAAGUCCAUGAAGGAGAGACCCCUGCUGAAAACGAGGACAAACCAACAGAAACGACAAGCAGUGAGCAGGCAGUGAAUGAGGAGGAGACCUCGUUCACUGAGGGGCUCUCGGAUAUCACACCUCCAACUUCUCUAAUUGAGGAAGGCAAAGCAAUAGCUGAUUCUCUGGAGAAAGAAAGCAGAGAAGGGGACGUGACGAUCAACAGCAACAUUGAGCUCUCAAUUGUUGAAGAUGAUGAAGAAUAUGGGACAGCACUAGAAGUUUCUAGCCAGAGACUGUAUGAUGAAAGAAACAAGCCAACCAGUGGGGAAACAGAACAAUCUGAUGAAGAAUCAACUCAAGCAGCUGUUCUCCAGAUAGACCAAACUGCAUAAUAAAUCUGAGCCUUCCUUUGUGUUCAGAAAUGCAAACAGGUUUAGUUAAGCAAAGAAGCAGUGUAUAUUUCUGUUACACAUACAAUGUAUCGGGUGACAGUGAUUAAGUUUGUUGUUUUCUGUGCAGUGCUAAUGUAUUGCAUAGUAUUGAGAUGCAGAGUGAACAAGGUCUACUAUGCAGGCAACCUACAAGGUGCUCCACUCCUAUACUUGGUCAAACAGCUGGUAAUAUUAAUUUAGAGUUGCUGCAGUCAGUUGCAAUUGGAGAGAUCAGGAAAAGAACUUGACCAGUGGAGGCAGGCUGGUCAACUGGAUUUUUAAGUUAGAUCAGGGAUGUGCUUGGAUAGUAGUCAAGAAAUAUUUUUUUUCCUUCUUAUUGCAGUAUUUUGUAGCUGUGUAGUAGUUUUUUAUAUAAACUUAAUGUCACUGAACACUCUAGCUUAGCUUACCUUGCCAUGUCCUGGAUAUGCUAAUGGAUUCAGUAAUUGUUGUAUAUACAUGUAUAUUUUAUUUUGGGCAUGGCUCCAUUUUACAUUCUGACUAAAAGAGCAGAAUAUGCAAAGGGUGAAAUCCUGCCUCCUGAAAUCAGGGGAGUUUUGCCAUUGAGUCAGUGGGGCCAGGAUUUCACCCAGAGUCUUUUGUUAGUCACUUAAUAGAAACAACUGUGUUUAUAUGGCAAAGGGAGACAGGAUUUUGUAAUUUACAGCAGUUUAUAGAAAUAGAUGACUGACCAGGAUGAAUGUGUUACUAGCUACAGUACUUACCAUGAGAUCUUAGGUAAUUCUUGGCAAAAACAGUGACAGAGAUAGAAACAAGGGAUGAUAUGAUAGAAACUUAGAGGCAAUAUGAUGAAAGAUCAGAAGGGGAGAAUGUGAAAAAGAAAUGGAAAAAAAUCUCUACUGCCAGUAUAAAGACUAUACACUCAAAUAACACAAUUAAAUUUCUACUUAUUCCUUAGAGCAGUAUAUUUUCCAUCUUUGCACCUGUACUUAAGAAUAUUUUGAAAAUAGCAUAAAACUUAUCUAUAUAAAGAUUUUCAUAUAUGUAAUGCUAUACCUACAGAAUAGUUACAUAGUCACAGGGAUGUAAGGACAUGGUAAAGUUUCAUGUUUCUGGUCAAGAUGUUAAAGGAUAACAGUAUGUUGUGGUUUUAACUGUUUGGCAAAGAGGCCAAUUUAUAAAUCCGUGGGGUUGGAUUCUCCACUAAUGUUACAACUUUCACACACAAAAAAUCCUAUAUAUUCUCAAAUUACAGGUUGCAAAUUUUGAAAAGGCAUUAAAAAUGAGGGGUUAAAGAAAUUUCAUUCCCUUUGAAUUUUCAUUCCAGCUACUUAUAAAUGAAAAAAAAAACCCCUUAAUUGCCUUACAUCCAUGUUAUUUUUAUGCAUUGUUUGUUUGUUUUCUGUUGUUUCCUGAAUACUGAAUUCUUGUUACAUAACAUUGCACUAACAUGUUGCUUCCUUCCUUGUAUAAAAUUACAAAUGAUUUAAAGUUUUCUAAGAAAAAAAUACACAUUACAGAAUGCUUACCAGAGAUCACACCAUGGAGGGAAGCAGUCUCUUGAACCAGUAAAUCGCACUGGAAAUUAGCCUAUAAGCAUAGCGGAUUUUAAAUAGGCACUGUUAAAAGUUAAGCUCUUUAUUAUAUAGUAUCAUACAAGAACUAUCAUCUGUAAGAAGAAUGAUGACAUAAUCCAUGCAGCUACAUUAUUUUGUAUUAACCAAAAUGUAACUCAGUUAUUCAAUACUUGUAACUAACUACAGAUGUGAUGAAGUAAAUAAAAAUAAAAAAAUCAAACUAA